Messenger RNA from Fusarium venenatum, 2601 nucleotides. RefSeq lists its product as uncharacterized. The record is from RefSeq and is a predicted model, not a curated record. NCBI's taxonomy places the organism in Eukaryota, Fungi, Ascomycota, Sordariomycetes, Hypocreales, Nectriaceae.
AUGAGUACAUCUACAGUAUCGACUAUUAAAAACCGUCCUGUCAUCGACUAUGGUCUUGCCCAUGCCCUUCUUUACGACCACCGAGGUGUACCGUAUAGGCUUCAAGAUCAAAUUCGUCAAUUUCAAAAGACGGCGGAACCAAGCCAGCCGGGUGGGAUUAUUGAACAAGCAGGCCUUACUAUAGCACACCUGCCUCGUCCCAAGAUCCUCUCUGAGCCACCUACCAAGCACGAAGACUAUCAAGUCCCAGUCGAUCCAUUUGUCUCGGCCUUUUCUUUGUUCCCCUUCUUAGGACGAACAAAACAGUUACGGUUUCCACCUGAAUCGCUUGAUUUGGGGUAUGAUACAAGGGGAGAAGUUGACCAAUAUCGAGACGAUAUACAGUCCGCAGGGUCAUGCAACAUUAUUGAAACAUGGCUACCGUUUGCCCAGGUCAGUAUUGAAAAGGACGAGGGUCUCGAAUUUCCAUCCACUGUAUCGCGGUGGAAAACAUUAGCCCUCCGUGAGAUGGAAGUCGAUGAAAUACCAGACUCGACACAUGAUGUGGCAUCUACGUACGAUCACGAAUUUCUUACGAAAACCUAUACACCAACACAGAUUAGAAAGAUCUUUGCCCUGAGAAAUUAUACCAGCGCGUACUUGAAACCUGUAUCUCCUCUGCUUUCUCCGGCAUCUGAACCAUACGAACCUUUUGUGCCUGAACCCGGCAUGGCGGUCAUAGACCUAACCUCGGAGCUAAGCAGUCCUAUUAAUACGGAAUUCGAGAGAUUGGAAUCAAACGUAGAGGAGGGCUGCCUCGACCCUCAAGCUCCUAGUCUACCGCACAUAUUUAGCUCUCCUCCAACGGCCACAGCAGCUUUCCUUGGCCCGAAGUCGAAGAGACUAUCCGAACUCAAAUUGGAAUUACCAUUGUUAUCAUCUAGUCCUGAAUCUAGCUUAAAGCUGGUUUCUGUGACUGCGGCUUUGAUGCUUACGGCAACAGAUUCUCAGGUGCCAUCGCAGUCUGAAGUUGAACAAGAAGGAAUUUUCGAAGAAGCGUUUCAAGCUUUCUUAGACGGCAAGCAUUAUGAAGUAAACCGUCAACUGGAACAAGAGCGAUUGAACCCAGCGGAUGCUUUGUUACGUGUGCCAAUACCUGCAAUCGAUUUUGACAUACCCAAUCCUGAAUGGGGUAACCAUUCAUCAAGCUCGAAAGAGCAGUUCAGGUGGCUAGUCCAACAACUAUCUUCUGCCUUUCAUCUUCCAUCUUUCGAAGGCCUGAGUCGCCUCGAAUCAUCACUCAAAUGGGCACCCAUACCUUUUGGAAGUGGUAGAGUAUCAUUGACUGAAGCCGACAUCCAACUGGACCCUCUCAGCAAAGAGCUACUACAGUUACAGCCUCCCCAGUUGUGCAGUCAGGAUUAUGCCGUUUCACGAUCAACGCCAAUGAUAUUUCAAGUCUUAUCAGAUGAAGAUACCGAGCAAGAAGUCCAAUCAAACGAGAUCAUCUCUCAUCGAGUUCGUCCAAAAGACAUUCCUCCCAACGAUAGCCAUAUGCUCAACAUGCCGUCACUAGAUGAUCUACUAGGGUCACGGCGUCAGACUUUAGGGAGUCAAGCUGAUGGCAAAGGAAAGAAGCGAUUGUUGGCCGACACUAAUGCGACUACUUCAAGCAGUUUAUUGUCCAAUUUCAUACAACUCAGGCAACCGAAAAGAUCCAAAACAAGCAGUGAUACUCCUCCAUCAAAUGUGCAGCCUACACCAAAGUCUCCGUCGGGCGUUACAGACGUGUGCAGCGACAUUCAAGAGGUUGCGCCAAAAGUAUUGAAGGAGGCUCCGGCUCCUUUCGCGGACAUACCUAGAGAAAAAUGCCGUUACAUUAUAUCCGUGGACUUAAGCCGUAACGUCUCAUCUUUCAUAGAGAAAUCCUCGUCGAAUAUUGAGCUUGUUGAUCGAGACUUUACCCAGCAUAACAUUGUCUCUUGGUCUCCGGGAUCGACCCAAAGAAAUGAAGUGAUUUCGCCGUUGGCUUUUGAGGCUGAUGUGUCUCUAUGUCCUACAGCCGGCUUGAUCAUGACCACCAUACUUAGAGUGAAACAGAAGCCUCUUCCGGGGUCGACCAUUCUACCACCGCUUCGCAAGCGUGUCAAGCUUGUGAGUGAGAAAUACGAAUGUCUCUAUAUACUAGUGUCCGAGGUAAACACACAGGGUGAGUAUGUUGGAUUGCCAAGUGCUUCUGACAUAGCCGGUUAUGCGGACUUCGUCCGCUUUACCACCAGCCUUCGAGCUGGCAUUUCAACCUAUUUGAUCUCCGGGGCAGAGGAGACACUUUCGAAAUGGGCGAUAUCUCUCAUGUCUCGUUACUCUUCAGCGGCUUUUCAGUUUGGGCAAUUCCUUGACUUUCGUGAUGGUCAAUGGGUUGUAUUCUUCCGUCGCGCUGGCUUCAAUAUCUGUGCAGCGCAAGUUCUAACGGGGUUAUUGUUGGCCGACUAUGGGCAAUAUGGACUCACAAACUUCCUCAAUAUGAGUGUGAAUGAAAGAGUAUCAAAAUAUGGACAGAUCAUGGGAGGCAAGAGAAUACUGAACAAUGUAUCAAAGGCCGUGGACCAAAGAUGGAUGUAG